GCCGUGCUUUCAGGGUAUGUUCUGCAGUCUCUCCUAGUGCAACCUUGACCACCGUACAGUUUGGCCCGCCAUGUUCUUCUCCCUGGCGUUUCAGGCCAGAGCAGCCAGCCUCACUGCCCAGUGGGGAAGACAAAUAAGGAAUUUGCAUAAGUCAUCUGUGCAAAAUGGUGCUGGAGGAGCCUUAUUUGUGCACAGAGAUACGCCUGAGAAUAACCCAGAUAUCCCAUUUGAUUUCACACCAGAAAACUAUAAGAGAAUAGAAGCAAUUGUGAAAAACUAUCCAGAAGGACACAAAGCAGCAGCUGUGCUUCCAGUCCUGGAUUUAGCCCAAAGGCAGAAUGGGUGGUUGCCCAUCUCUGCUAUGAACAAGGUUGCAGAAGUUUUACAAGUACCUCCAAUGAGAGUAUAUGAAGUUGCAACUUUUUAUACAAUGUAUAAUCGAAAGCCAGUUGGAAAAUACCACAUUCAGGUCUGCACUACCACACCUUGCAUGCUUCGUAACUCUGACAGCAUACUGGAUGCCAUUCAGAAAAAGCUUGAACUGAAGGUUGGGGAGACAACACCUGACAAACUUUUCACUCUUACAGAGGUGGAAUGUUUAGGGGCUUGUGUAAAUGCACCAAUGGUUCAAAUAAAUGACAACUAUUAUGAGGAUCUGACACCUAAAGAUAUUGAAGACAUUAUAGAUGACCUCAAAGCUGGCCAAGUUCCAAAACCUGGGCCAAGGAGUGGACGUUUCUGUUGUGAGCCAGCUGGAGGCCUUACCUCUUUGACUGAACCACCUAAAGGUCCUGGAUUUGGUGUUCAAGCAGGCCUCUAAUUUAUGUUAAACUAUAAAUAUGUCACUGGAGAAAUAAAGCUCCUACUUUAUAUAUUGUUUGUUUAUUCCAGUGUGUACAUCUUGCUGAUAAUCUAGCAACUUGCAGCUUUAAAUUUUAUGUCAAAAUGACAGAACAAUUUUAAAAGUAAACUGAAAAAUUUGAUAAGCAAGUUACUCCAAUGUCGUCUACUUUCAACUGCCAACUUUUAUCAAUAUUAGUUUCUCUGAGGUAAAAUAUGCCAUUUGAAAUAUACUUUGCUUUUCCCAAUUCAGCCACAGUCAA
Molecule: messenger RNA, 1103 nt
Organism: Dipodomys spectabilis (banner-tailed kangaroo rat)
Lineage: Eukaryota; Metazoa; Chordata; Mammalia; Rodentia; Heteromyidae
Gene: Ndufv2
Product: NADH:ubiquinone oxidoreductase core subunit V2
Exons: 8
Coding region: 71-820 (249 amino acids)
Biological process (GO): mitochondrial electron transport, NADH to ubiquinone
Molecular function (GO): NADH dehydrogenase activity
Source: RefSeq, a predicted model, not a curated record